Molecule: messenger RNA, 1749 nt
Organism: Moesziomyces antarcticus
Lineage: Eukaryota; Fungi; Basidiomycota; Ustilaginomycetes; Ustilaginales; Ustilaginaceae
Product: alpha-glucosidase
Exons: 1
Coding region: 1-1749 (582 amino acids)
Biological process (GO): oligosaccharide catabolic process
Molecular function (GO): alpha-amylase activity
Source: RefSeq, a predicted model, not a curated record
AUGACGCCGCAAGACGGACGCACGUUCUGGUUCCGCGAUGCUGUGGUGUACCAGAUCUGGCCAGCGUCGUACAAGGACAGCAACAACGACGGCAUCGGCGACAUCCAAGGCAUCAUCUCGACGCUCGACUAUGUCGCCUCGCUCGGCGUCAACACCAUCUGGCUCUCGCCCAUGUACGACUCGCCGCAGAUCGACAUGGGCUACGACAUCUCGGACUACCAGGCGGUCUAUCCUCCCUAUGGCACGCUGAGCGACAUGGACGAGCUCAUUCGGGAGUGCCACGCGCGGGGCAUCAAACUCAUCCUGGAUCUGGUCAUCAACCACACCUCGGACCAGCAUGCGUGGUUCCAAGAGUCCAAGAAGGACAAGACCAACCCCAAGAGGGACUGGUACAUCUGGCGGCCGGCCAAGUAUAGUGCGACGGGAGAGAGGCGCCCACCGAACAACUGGAGAGGUGCACUGAAUCAGUCGGCUUGGACUUGGGAAGAGCAUACGCAGGAGUACUACCUCCAUCUGUUCACGCCUCAACAGCCCGACCUCAACUGGGCCAACGACGAGUGUCGACAUACGCUCUACCGCGAUGCGAUCGAGUUCUGGCUAAAGCGAGGCGUGAAUGGGUUCAGGGUGGAUACGGUCAACCUGUACAGCAAACCUGAGGGACUACCUGACGCACCCAUCACCGAUCCCAACGCCGAAUGGCAGAACGGCGACAGCGUGUUUUGCAACGGCCCACGCAUGCACGAAUACCUGCAGGAGAUGGGCACGAUCUUUGCGCGGUACGACGCCAUGACGGUGGGCGAGCUUCCGUCAACUCCUCGCGUCGAAGAUGUGCUGCGCUACAUCUCGGCCUCGCGCAACGAGCUGAGCCAGGUCUUUCAGUUUGACAUUUCGGCGCUCGGAAGAUCGCCCGACGACUUUUAUGCUCGGAGCGACUUUUCGCUCCAGCAGCUCAAGGAAGUGGUGGAGAGGUGGCAGAGGUUCAUCGAGGGCACCGAUGCGUGGCCAACGGUGUUUCUGGAGAACCACGAUUUGCCAAGGGCGAUCAGCAAGUACGCAAGCGAUCGGCCCGAGGACAUCACGGCAUCGGGCAAACUGCUCGCCCUCAUGCAGGUCGGAUUGACGGGUACUUUGUACAUCUAUCAGGGCCAGGAGAUUGGCAUGACAAAUGUCCCCCGCUCCUGGGGUCACGACGAGUACAAGGAUGUGAUUGCGAUCAACUACUAUCGGGAUGCAGCCGCACGCGGUAGCAAAGAGACGCUUGUCAAGGCGCUCGACGAUAUCAACUUCCAUGCGCGCGACAACGCGCGUACGCCGGUGCAGUGGACCUCGGCCCCACACGGCGGGUUCAGCGAGGAUCCUGCAACGACGCCGUGGAUGCGAACCAACGACAACUACACCAGCAUCAAUGUGGCUGCACAGGAGCAAGACAAGAGCUCGGUACUGGCGUUCUAUCGCCACGCAUUGGCGGUCAGGAAGAAGCACGAUCUGCUAGGCAAAGGCGAGUUCCGGCUGGUGGGAAGGGAGCACGAAAAGCUGUUCAUGUACAUCAAGCUGCCCCAGGGAAGCAGCGAGGAGGAGAAAGGCGAAAGGGCAUUCGUAGUGCUCAACUUUAGCAGCGAGAUGCAGACGUACACCGUGCCCGAGGAAGCGGGUGGCGAAGAAGCCAAUGUGGUGCUCGAUAGUUCAGUGGAUGGAAAGCGAGGUUCACUCGGCCCAUGGGAGGGGAGGAUGUACAUCUACCACACUUAG